CAGGGUCGGAUCGUUGGAGAGGGGUGGAGCGGAGAGAAUGUAGCGUUGAGGACGGAUUUUAAUAAGAAACAAUUUAAGAAUCGCGCUUUUGGCCGUGCGAAAAGCCAAGCGCCUAAUUGUCCAAAUGUCCUCGUUGAUCGCGUCGAUCGAGUGUGUGAAGUCCCCGGUGUCCUGCCGAUAAAGAUUGUGUUGUUUUCGUGCCGGCAGAGCUCAGCAAUUCGGAAACCCCCCCAAAAAAAGUUUCCACUUUUUCUUUCCCCCAGAAAAGUGACAAUUAUUCGUGGCCGUGGUAGGCGGAUGCAGCUGCAAAGCGGGCAGAUAAAGAGUGACGAAAUUAAGUGCAAUCGGCGCAGGUCCUCUAUUUGUUUAUGUUGAUAAACAGUAUUUGUGGGCCAACUUAGUGCAGUUAAAAGUGAAAUUGCCACGGUUAUUUAGUGGUUGCUUGGUGUACGUGCAAAAAACCUAAAACAGACAUCCCCAGAAGAAGAAGAAGAGUUGGCAGAAGGAGGAGGAGCACCGACGUCAACUUCUCUGUUGUUUUUGUUUGGCAGCAAGAGAGAGAGACGGAGGGAGAGAGCAAAGCAGAACACGCGGCUCUUUAUAAAAAAAAGGGCGGGAAGGCCCUUCGCUUCGAAUAAACCCAAUAAUAAUCCGUAACUCUGCCCGCCGGAAAUGUCGAGGGUGGGCGAACACAAGCGUGUCACCCUCACCUCGAUCAUCCAGGGCGAUGCGGGCUUCUCGCGUUUUGGUAGCAACAUCCUGGAGCCAGAUGUCCCUCUAUCCGCCGGAUCCACUAACACCGCCAAACCCCCGAGCAAACCCGCCAAGUGCAUACGCAUCAAGCUCGAUCUUUUCGAGACUGAUUCGAACAAGUACCCCGAGUUUAACUACACCCGGCUUGUGUACUUGGAGAAGAAAAAGGCCAAAAAGCUUAAGCAGGUGACCACAUGCAACGGUUCCGCCGGCGCAGAUCCCUUUGCCGACAACGAUGACGAUGUGGCACGGAUCGUCAAGGAGCUGGAGGCCAAGUAUGGCAACUCCUAUGCCACUGGCAGGGGCAAGAGCAAAAAGGACGACUACCGGGAUAUUGGAAUGGGCUACGAUGAGUCCGACUCCUUCAUCGACAACACGGAUGCUUACGACGAGAUCAUCCCGGAGGAGGCGGAGACCCUUGAAGGCGGUUUCUACAUCAACUGCGGCGCCCUAGAGUUCAAGAACCUCGCCAAAAAGUCCUACACCACACGAACGGAUGCCAUCAUCAAAAUGCCGGAGCGAUCGCGCAAGCGCUUGGUCUCGACCAGCUCGGAUAGCUCAUCUUCGUCAUCCGACGAUGACGAUGAAAACGAUGAUGACAACAACGAAGAGGAGGAGGAAAGCGAUUCGGACGACGAUGAUGAGGAGGACGAAAGCGAUUCCGAGGACGAUUCCGAAAGCGAAAGCCUUGAGGACGAGGACUCUGCUGCCACGGCAAAAUCCAGCAGCAAGUACAAAGACAAUCAUCUGGCCAAGCGGCCGAAAGUCAUCGUUACGAGCAAGUCCAAGCCAAGCUCCAGUUCUUCGGCAGGCGGCAAGAAGCCACCUGCUAAGCCGAUCACCACCUCCUCAUCCUCGAAUUCGCCACGGCCUUCUAUUGUGGAGAUUUCAGAUACGGAAGAACGGCCAGGCCCGGUGCAGUCCCAGAUUCAGAUUCAGCCACAGCCACAAAACCAGUUUCCAGCCCUGCCCCAGCCCCAGACUCAAGCUCAGGCCCAGGCUCAAGCCUUGAAGAAGGUGGUUAAAACGACUACGGUUAAGGACAUGCUGAAGGCCAAGCGGGACAGCUUCCUCAAGUCGCAAAGCGGCACGGCAGCUGUCAAGGGCGUCGUCAACGGCGAGCUGAAGUGCAUCUCCACGGACAUGUCCAGCAGUGACAGCAGCGACAUGGAAUCGGCCACGGAGCAGGGCAGGAUAGACAAACUGGGCGGCCAACAAGGCAAGGAGGGUCAGGAAAAUCUACGUACCGCCGACACUGUGCUGCCCGCCACGCUGGAUGCGGAUAUUAUGACCGCAGUCAGCAACUUCAAAGAAGAUGUUAGGAGUCGAGACAUGUGCGGCAAGAAGUUCCACCUGGAUGCCAAGCUCACGCCCCUGCUGCUCCGGGUCUACGAGGCGGUGCUGUGCACUGAUCGCAACGAGCGUAACAUGGUAUUUUCCCACAUCGAAUACCAGUUGCAACUGCCCAAGUACUACAUGCUGCGCAAGGGUAAGCAAGUGCGCGCCAAGGAGGAGAAGAAUAAGUCCACCAUUAUGGUGGAGAAACUGCGGCGAGCUGUAGCUGUGGUCAUGCCCAAAGCGAUAGCCAACUAUGAGACGGAACUACGCACUUUUGCGGAACAGGCAGCGGCGGACGUGAAUGCGGAAUUGCCACCGAAGAUGCCACGCAAGAAGUUCCAGUGGACCAGUGACUUGCGCCAGGCGCUGUACGAUGUUUACCAGGCGCGCUGGACAUCCUUCCCCUUUUUGGCGAAGCGCAAGGACUCGCUGGAGGAGUUCAUCAACGUAUAUCUCAAGGAAAAGGUGGUGGAUAUCUGGCCGUCCGGCUGGAUGCGCCUGGAUGAGCUGCAGCGGGAAAUAACGCGAUAUAAGAACGCCAGACUCAAGGCCAAGGAGAAGUCAAAGGCGCCGACAGUGUCUGCAUCGCCCAAGUCCGUUGCACCUGUUCCUGCCCCCGAGCAAUUGCCUCAGGCAAGCGGCUACCUGAAGCCAGUGGAGGAGCCCCGAUCUCGGGGCAACUCAGACACGGACUCAGCUACAAGUGCCUCCUCCAACAGUCUGAAGCGCAAGCUUGCGGAUGUGCCCAAGCAGAGCAACAAGCCGCCAAAGAAGAAGGUGGCCAAGCAGUUACCACAACAGCCGCAAUUCCAGCUGGCGCCGGCUGCCACGGCGGCGGUCAGUGUGCCAGUCAUUAGCAACAACAACAACAACAACCACAACAACAACCACAACCACCUGCCCCACCUGGAUACACUGCUGUCCAUGCCAAGCACCUCGGCCCAGGCAGCAGCCCUGAAUGCUGCUGCCGUGGCAGCCGCCAGUACGGUUCUUGACCUGGCAUCACCCAGCCGGAAAAUGGACCUUAACAGCAGUAGCAACUUCUAUAAUCUGAUAACAGCGGCCACCUUGGCGGCCAGCGGGAACCCCAGUCCACAUCCCAAUGACUGCCAGGCCAAGGUGAUCGUGGGAGCGCGGCCCUCGCCGCAUGUAAUCAAUUUGGAUGACUACCAAUGUACCAGCGAAAUACUACAGACGUCCAAGCAGCUGGCUGCCACCACAUCCGUCAUUACAUCCACCUCCAAGGCCGCCCAGACUACGCCGGUUGCCAGGGAGAGCAGCAGCAGCGAGUCGGAUGGCGUGGAGAUCGUGGGCGUUUUCCCUGCCUCAAAGCCCCAACGAAAAGUCCUGCCGAAACCCAAGAACAAGACUCAGAACAAAGGAAGAUCCUCGUUGGGAGCCGUGGGCCAGGUCAAUGGAUCCCUGGGCUUCAACGCCAAUAACAUGUACAUCUACAACAACUCCAGAGCCAUGGGACCCGUGUAUGAUCUCACCUCCAAAGCGCACAUAAUGAAGAAUCUGAAGGAGUUCGAGAAGCAGAUUCAUUCGGCCUUCUCGCCCAGCGCCGUCAAGGGAUCAAGCGGCGGAAUGGGAUCCUCCGCACCGAGUACGCCCUCGCGUCAAUGACAAUCGGGUGCGGUCGCACAGCAGCCCAUGCCGGCUGCUGUGACGGCCUUCUACAACCCAGAGGCGAUGGCCGCCGCCAUAGUUCUCUCGACGAUGAGCCACGCCUCACCGCGCUACGACCUGCUGGCAAACGGAUCCGUGUCCGUGUCGGCCGCCCAGGUGGGAGCUCCUGCCAACACACUGCCACAAGUAUUUGUUAAGCCCAGCCUGCCGCAAACCAGCGCUGCCGACGAGCUAAUGACCACCACUGCUGGAGCUGCUCACCCGCCCACGCAACAACUGCCCACAAAGUUCAUUUAGCUAGGGUCACUCAGCUCGCUCCCCUGCGAUUCUAAUCUAAGAUUUUAGGGCUGGUUCUAGGUAGGUUUCAUUCGCAGCUGUGUCUGCCUUCCAAUCAUUUUGCACCAGUUUCAUUUUUGUUUUCUCAUUGAGUCGUUUACCUACUAAGUCAGUGUACUUUGCAAACAUUAAUAAAGCAAAUUUUUAUAUAUA
This is a messenger RNA of Drosophila elegans, 4209 nucleotides long. RefSeq names its product yemanuclein (gene yem). Gene Ontology annotation, cellular component: nucleus. The transcript has 6 exons. Bases 673 to 3717 code for a protein of 1014 amino acids. Lineage: Eukaryota; Metazoa; Arthropoda; Insecta; Diptera; Drosophilidae. The record is from RefSeq and is a predicted model, not a curated record.